AUGGAGGGCCCCAACGGUAAAGGAGAGGAAUCCUCGAAGAAGGUCCCUGCCACGACAUCGUCUUCCGGCGGAAGGAGAGGGAAGGAAGUUUCAGUGAACGCCGUCAAUCCAACACAACCGACGCCCCAGCAAUACUCGGUGAAUUUCGCGACCUCACCAACUGCCGCUCCUGCCUACUUCCCCCCGCCUCCACAGCAUCAGCACCAAUCGGUCUAUUACUCGGCUCCACCGGGCCCGUCGCCAAUGGCCUCACAACCAUUCGACCACCACUAUGCAACCGCGCCGACGUCGCCCCGACCCCCGGUGUCAAGAGCUCCUCCACCGGCGCAGCAGAACCCUACCUCGCAAGGGAGGGACGAGGACGCGCAAGACAACCCCCUUCCCUUCGUGAUCGACUACACUCCCGACGAACCCACGGUUGGAUUCGCAGGACGCAUGGCCUCACCAGCUCCAUUCGUCGUAGAUAUCCCCGCGCGAGAACCGUACGCAGACAGCAAGGUCCCCUGGACCUAUGAAGGAAGUGUCGGGAGUGUCGAGCAGCAGUUUAGUGUCAUGGGUAUGACAAGUUCAGGGUGGGCGUACGAGAACCCGGUAGCCAAGGACAGUGCCUGCUGA
Punica granatum (pomegranate) is the source of this 615-nucleotide messenger RNA. The record is from RefSeq and is a predicted model, not a curated record. NCBI's taxonomy places the organism in Eukaryota, Viridiplantae, Streptophyta, Magnoliopsida, Myrtales, Lythraceae.